AUUAAGCUUUAAGCUUUCUGACCCAAAUGGUUCCCAUGUUUUGCUCGUAAGUCUCAGAUUAGAUAUCAGGGAGCUCUCUCGAUCAUUCGCGCCAAAGUCCUGCAUUUACCCCCGGUCACUAAUGAUCUGAAAAGAUGAUCAGACGUGCCCCAGAUGGAAACUGAUGACCUCAAGGCGUCUCAACAUAUAGCUCCAGGAUAUGGCAGCGGGAAACCGUCAACUACCUUGGCAGCACAGUUGGCACCGCGUCUCCCAUCCCAAGGAAACCAGGCACAUGAUCUGAGCAAAGAGACCUUCUCCCUACUCCGUCGCGAGCUCGCUGGAGGGAAACACAGUCACCUUCAUUUUGAUGACAAGAUUACAGAUACUAGCAAACUAAUUUGCAUCGUGUUGAAAGCAGGGUUGGAGCCAUGUACAAAAGAUCCCAAACCUGACUCGCACGAUCAGAUCCUGGACUGUCUGGAUAUCAUCUUGGUAGCAAUUGAGAAAGCACCUCAGACACUUACGGAGUCCCCUGACCCAGAUGUUCUGGGGGAAAGCACGCAUGCUCCGUUAUACGCCUGGUUAGUCGUGCGAUUACUACAGUUGCUUGGUGUGUGGAAUAGCGAAGAUAUCAGCGGGAAGACUAGCAGCAUUUUCUUAAGCAUAAUAUGCGUCCAGAAUAGACAUUCUAGACUGUGGCCUUCUUGCCAUUCUACUGCUGGACUGCUACGAGCGUGCACAACGGAAAUCUUACUAUGCCUCGAGAACCUCGAUAUCUCUAGUCUGAGAACCGAUUCCGGUGUUGAUUUAAUUUUGCCGAGCAAAGGGGGGACUCUUUUUGUAAAUUUAGACAGACUCGGUCUUCCUCGCGGCCUUUUCGAGAAGUCAUUCAAGCUCGCAUCAUUGCCGCAGGCUCUCAAUACAGCUCUCCGCCUGCUCGAUUCAUUCAGAGUGAACAGAGACGAUCACUCUUGCGUAACAAGCAAGGAUUAUACUGUCCAACAGAAUGUAACCUGGCUUUUGAACGGAUAUCAACGCCUCUGGAACAUCACAUUUCACUGGCUCCAGUGCGCACAGCCAGAUACUAUAGAAAACAAAUACAAUGCAUGUUUGCAGUUUGUGGCAUGCAUUCGGUCAUGUUGCAAUAAGGCUGUGUUUUCACCACCGGAUAUCGAACUGACGUACGGCUUGCUUCGAAUUUUGGAGGACCUUUUCGCAUUGGACAAGCUUGACCAAUCUUCGGCUUUGCAGCGUGAGUUAGGCCAGCUUCUUGACACCUUCACUAACCGCUCCGAGUGUACCAGAGCGCUUAUUAAGUGCAUCCGAACUACCAUAUACCCAGCGCUUAGUGGUGUUUGUAAGAUGCCAUGUCGCUUCCAGACUUUUGAAAUACAGCUCCAGGUUGCAAUCCAGGGAUUUCUUGAAAAGUUCUCCCGCAUAUGUCUAGAGUAUGAUGAUACAGCUAUUACUUUCACGUCUUCAAAAAACGUCGUGUCGAAAACACACCCCUGUUUCCGACAAUUAGGACUUUCGAGCUCUACGGCCCAGAGUGAUCAGACUAUUCAGAUUACAAAACGUCGCUGUAUCCCUCGACUCAGCGAACAGUCGGGGCCGGGAGAUAUAGUUCUACAACUUAUAGCGGCGUCAUUCAAGUUGAUAGGUUUCGGAAACCCUGGAGGCUUGGGUGAUUUGUAUACGGCUGUUUCAACUACCUUCGCCAGCCUUGAUGAACAAGCAAAAUGCGAAUUUCUCAGCACUCUCGGAAAGAUCCCAUGUGCCAUGGCUGGGAGGCUGGAGAGAAUGGAUAGUAUAGCACCUAAUGGUACUCUACUUUGUCAUGUGUGUGACUACGAAAAUGGUGCGGGAUCAAGCAUAGAAUGUCCUGAAAUCGAUAAACUCUGCGAAAUUUUGGCCUUCGUCAUUCCUAGGCUUACGCGCACAUCAAGCCUAAGGAUCAAUGCGAUGAUUACUCUCAAGAGGACACUACUGCAUACAACGAACUCAACUUAUUCGCAGCUUGCUUCCUCUGUUUUUGGCGAAUUUUGUCUUCAUUCCCUCCGGAGCUCCAUCAGAGAACUGCGGAUUGUUACUGGGCACUCGAUUAUCGCUUUCAUUUCCAGGAGUGUUGACAACGAAACGCGUCGCAGUAACUUCGUUGUCAUUCUAGAAUGGUUGAGAGGAAUUUCAGAAAAGCAGGAGACGUCACUACACGAAACAUGCAUAUUGACGCUCUGUCGCCUUGCAACGCUUUCAAAUGAUGAAGAGAUGAACAUCAUUCUUAUUCGCCUGAUCGAAUUUCUGGGACACCCGAAUCCCUUCGUCUGUGGGGUGGCGUAUACUGAACUUUCGAAGCUUGCACAGCACCUCUCGGUCACUCCUGCAGGACUGUUCAGGCCUUUUUGGAGAACUCUUUCCGUGACAAUAGUGAAGAACUUCCAAUCACGUCCAUACAUGGCGGAACACCUCUGCGAUCUGUUGGGAAUGAAAGUAGACGAUUUCCUCAGGUUGACUGAGGUGUAUGUCUUACCUCAUCUAGUGCUUACACGAAAGCGAGAUAUCAUUGCCAGGGUUGGAGCGACUUACAAGGAUGCCAAGACCCCCUUUGAUCUUUGUUCAGAAAAAAAUAACCUGGCAGCAAUCCUGGCAUUCCUUUUGAGCCAAGCUUCAUCGAAUCCAGAACAUUUGGCCAUGUCUGCUUUAUCAGAGGUGGACCCUGCCUUCGAAGGCCGUACCUUAGCGGAGCUUGUACGGAUUGAGCCGAUUUUAAUUGCGUGUCACUUAUUCAAGGGUAUUGGGGAUUCUGUCGAUGAGAAGAGAGUAAUGUUCCAUCGCGCUCUUCAACUCCUAGCAGCCCUCGUCCCACGGAAGUCGGGACAUAUAUCACGGAAAGCUAAUUUGAUCGGUUACUUCAUUGAGGAGCAUAUCCUUGGUAUAAUUACAGAAUUUGCCCAUUCCAUCAACGAUUUUCAGAUCAGGCAACCUUUAGUUGAAAAGAAAAGAAAUAUCGUAGCUAUUGGAGAGAUGGUUAGGGUCGCUAGAGGGCACGUGGGUAGCGCGAUACCCCAGAUAUGUGCUUGCCUGCGAUCCGCCCUGGAAAUUGAGGAAUUGUGUAAUCCUGCCUUCACAGUUUGGGCAGUAUUGGUCAGCUCCUUGCACGACGAAGACAUUGAACCACUUCUAGAUCAGACUUUGUCCAUUGUGAUCAGAUACUGGAACAUGUUCACAGAGGAUACACGAAAAUGCGCCUAUGAACUUGUUGAGAAUAUUUUGAGAAACCACAGUGAACUAGUACGAGACGUAUUUCACACUAUGCCGUCCCUGGCUUCCAUUCCAGUGAUGUCCAAAUUUGAAGCCGAGCUUAGGGAAUUACGGGCGAAAAUGGAUGUUCGAAGCCAAUUUUUAGCAUUUGCUCGACGCUGUCAAAGUGAGAAUGCAGCUGUCGUCAACCAAGCUCUAACAGAGCUAGUGCCGUACCUCCUUGAACACGAGGAAUUUCUUCAUCGCACUGUCCUUAGCGAACAACCAGAUCCAGUUGUUGCUCAGUUAACUCGGUCUUUGCUCGAUUGCUGUGUGAAGUUCAACACUAGUUCAGACGCCAUAACUCUUCUCUCAACUCGAUGUAUAGGCCUUAUUGGCUGUUUGGACCCAAAUAGGGUUGAUUCGAUUAAAGACAAGAAGGAUAUACUCGUUCUAUCAAACUUUGAUAGCAUGGAAGAGACAUUCGACUUCAUACUCUUUUUCCUUCAACACGUGCUUGUUGAGGCAUUCUUAUCAGCAUCUAAUACUAGGGCUCAGGGAUUUCUUGCCUAUGCUAUGCAAAAUUUACUUAGAUUUUGUGGUCUAGAUUCAGCUGUCACCCAACGUUCUCGCAAUGUUCAGGGAGACGAAAAAUAUCGACGUUGGUUGGAACUUCCUGAGGCGGUUCGCAACACUUUGACCCCUUUUCUCACAUCCAAAUACACGGUCACAGUUGGCGCUGUCAACUCGAGCUGCGCCUAUCCAUUAUUCUCGGCUAAUUUAACGCAUGGUGAAUGGUUACGAACUUUUGUACAGGACCUACUACAGAGAGGGAGUGGUGACAAUGCGAGGCUUGUGUUCAGUGUAUCUAGUCGCAUUGUGAAAGGCCAGGACAUAUCUAUAGCGUCUUUUCUUCUACCUUUUGCAGUGCUGAACCGUAUAGUUGGUGGCACUCAGAAAGAAAAGGAAGAUUUGCUGCACGAGCUGACAAGCGUUUUAUCACACCCGCUUCCAGACACCACGAACCAUCUCCAUGAAGCUAUCCUGCUGUGCAGUCAGAGCAUUUUCGAGGUUCUCGACUACCUUUCGAGAUGGCUACAAGGGAAAAAAAAGCAGCUCAAUGUUCUUAGAAACCACAGUCACCAUGCAAGUCGUUCUCACAGGGAGACAUGUCCGGAUCCACGUUUAGAUACAUAUUUACCCCAAGCUAAGGCUGUCGAAUCCCUUCUAGCUUCGAUACCACCUGAGGUAAUCUCUAAAAGGGCCGUUGAGUGCAAGUCGUUCUCAAGAGCACUUUUUCAUUGGGAACAAUAUAUUCGCCAGUCUCGGAACAAACAAAUGGGGUUUCGCAUUGAACCUCUGUAUCAACGCCUCCAGGAUAUUUAUAGCCAGAUCGACGAGCCAGAUGGUAUUGAGGGCAUAUCGAAUCACUUACAUGCGCUCAACAUUGAUCAACAGGUCCUUGAACAUCGCAAGGCAGGAAGAUGGGCAACUGCGCAAAGUUGGUAUGAGCUACAGCUCGAGAAGGAGCCUAAUGAUCUUGAUGCCCAGUGGAAUCUUUUAACAUGUCUCAAAGAAUCGGGACAACAAGAUGCUAUUCUCACACGAUUUGAUGCCUUCCGGGAAACUGACGCCGGCUCUAAGUUUCUCCCGUUCGCAAUCGAGGCCUCAUGGAUCUCGGGAAAAUGGGAGAAACUGCGCAGUUAUCUUCGACUUUGCUCUCGUCAAGGGACAGGAGAUUUUAACAUCGGGGUGGGAUUAGCGCUUGAUGCCAUUCGCCAGGGUGACAAAAAGAAGUUUGGGGAUAUUAUCAGUGACCUGAGGCUCAGUGUUGCAAAGUCUCUCAAUGUCAAUUCUGUGGUAUCGUUACAGUCAUGCCAUGAUAGCAUCCUCAAGCUGCAUGCCUUGGCGGAGAUGGAAUACAUAUCUAGCUUCCGUUCUGGAAGUGAAGAAAUCGAUACGCUUUCCGAAAUGCGCAAUGCUCUGAGUCGCCGCUUAGAUAUUUUGGGAGGUCAUAUAUCUGACAAGCAGUAUCUUCUUGGUUUAAGGCGAGCUAUGAUGGAGCUGACGCACAACUUCCCUAGUUCAGACGUAGCUGAUGCCUGGCUCGCCAGUACUCGCCUUUUGCGUAAGGGCAAUUUCACUAACCAAGCAUAUCAGUCGAUGCUUCACGCAGCCCGUUUGAGAGAUAGAUCGGCCACUAUCGAGCACGCUAGACUUCUAUGGAAAGACGGUUAUCAUCGGAAAGCAAUACAGACAUUGGAAGGUGCAAUAGCUGCCAAUGAAUUUGCUCCAGACACAUCAUCGGACGGCCGUGACUCUGGCGGUCUAGCCUCAGACCGCGAAAAGCAUCAAAAUCUACUCGCUGCUAGGGCUCAUCUCUUGUUAGCGAAAUGGACAGACAGAGCCGGACAGACCCAAUCGGAUGUUAUAGUGCAGAGAUACCGAGAGGCCAUCUACCUACAUUCAAGGUGGGAAAAGGCCCAUUAUUAUCUGGGGAAGCAUUACAAUAAAAUCCUAGAUUCAGAGAAAGCUAAACCAUUGGGAAAAGAGUCCCAGAUAUAUUUAAGUGGCGAGGCUUCAAAGUUAGUCAUUGACAAUUAUCUUCGAUCCUUAGCGCAUGGCAACAAAUACGUCUUUCAAUCAUUGCCCAAAGUUCUCACCCUUUGGCUGGAGCAUGCUUCCACUGUUGAUCAACCUUUUGAUCCAAAAAGGGGAAACAAUGAGGACUUUCAGAUUCACACUUUGAACCAAAGGAGGAAAAUUCUUGAUGAUAUGCAUUCGCAAUUAAAAAAAUAUGUCAAUCGAAUGCCGGCUGCGCUGCUGUUCACAAUCCUUCCUCAAGUGGUUGCGAGGAUCUGUCAUCCGAAUGGAACUGUCUAUGACCUGUUGACGAAGGUAGUAGCUAAAGCAGUAAAUUUCUUCCCUCAACAGGGACUAUGGAUAGUGCUUGCUGUGGUAAAGUCCUCCUCCAAAGACAGGGCAUCUAGGGGCAUCAACUGUCUUCAAAGGAUCACGGAAGUAAACAAGAAGUUGAAGACGGAGACACCAUCAGAUAUGCGUGCAAUGAUAAAUCAGGGGCAAAAGUUCUCCGAAGAAAUGCUAAAACUCUGCGUUGCGCGCAUUGAGGACAAGGUCUCGAGGAUCAACCUAGCCCGGUUUUUAGGGUUCAACCAUAAAGUAGCCCCUUGUCGACUUGUCGUGCCAUUUCAGUCGUUGUUAACUCCGACCCUACCAACCAGCCAUGAUGGGGAGUACUUGAAAGAAUUUAGGGCUUUCCCCCGAGAUCCCACGACUAUCGAAGCUGUCCUUGACGAUGCGCAAGUUCUGAAUUCGCUCCAAAAGCCUCGUAAAAUCGGUGUUCGAGGGUCGGACGGAAAGGUCUACAAUAUCCUCUGCAAGCCCAAAGACGACCUCCGUAAAGACCAACGCCUCAUGGAGUUUAACAAUAUGAUCAAUAGGUUCCUAAAAAGAGACGUUGAAUCGAGUAAACGACGCAUGUAUAUCAAAACAUAUGCCGUUACCCCUCUCAACGAAGAAUGCGGGUUGAUUGAAUGGGUUGAUAAUCUCAGAACGUUGAGGGAUCUUGUUGUCAAGUUGUUGAGGGAACGUGGCAUAACGCCAAAUUACACGGAAAUCAGGCAUUAUCUCAACGAAGCAUGCUCCGAGAUCUCAAAAUUGCCUUUGUUUACAAUCAGGGUUCUAGCAAAGUUUCCUCCAGUCUUACAUGAGUGGUUUGUUGAGAUGUUUCCAGAGUCAGGAGCAUGGUUUGCGGCGAGACUUCGGUAUACUCGAUCCUGCGCCAUCAUGUCAAUGGUUGGAUACGUCCUAGGGCUCGGAGAUCGACACGGUGAGAAUAUUCUCUUUGAGGAGGGCACUGGUGGUGUUCUGCAUGUCGAUUUUAAUUGUCUUUUUGACAAGGGUUUGACAUUCGAUAAACCGGAACUGGUCCCCUUUCGUCUCACGCAAAAUAUGGUUGAUGCCUUUGGUGCUUAUGGGUAUAACGGGCCGUUCCGUAAGACAUGCGAGAUAAUCCUUGGUCUGCUCAGACAAAACGAGGACGCGCUGAUGACUGUACUCGAAACAUUCCUACACGAUCCAACAACAGACUUCAUUGGAAAGAAACGCCGCACCCAUGUCAGUGUUCCAGAGACACCUGCAGGUGUCCUCGAAAAUGUUCGUAACAAACUCCGUGGUCUUCUACCUGGCGAAUCUGUUCCACUGUCGGUGGACGGGCAUGUGGAUGAAUUGAUAAUGCAAGCGACUGACAAAAAGAACCUGGCGGCGAUGUAUAUUGGUUGGUGUGCGUUCUUCUAGACACCUACUCGUUAUCAACUAGCAUACUUCAUCCUCGGUCUCACGUACUUCUCUCGCAAAGUGCCUGUUCAA
This is a messenger RNA of Aspergillus alliaceus, 7608 nucleotides long. RefSeq names its product protein kinase MEC1 (gene atrA). The record is from RefSeq and is a predicted model, not a curated record. NCBI's taxonomy places the organism in Eukaryota, Fungi, Ascomycota, Eurotiomycetes, Eurotiales, Aspergillaceae. Gene Ontology annotation, molecular function: protein binding; protein serine/threonine kinase activity. The coding region runs from base 154 to 7536 and encodes 2460 amino acids. The transcript is spliced from 27 exons. Gene Ontology annotation, cellular component: nucleus. Gene Ontology annotation, biological process: protein phosphorylation; DNA damage checkpoint signaling; telomere maintenance.